Brachypodium distachyon (stiff brome) is the source of this 1541-nucleotide messenger RNA. RefSeq names its product fructose-1,6-bisphosphatase, chloroplastic. Gene Ontology annotation, cellular component: cytoplasm; cytosol. Gene Ontology annotation, molecular function: fructose 1,6-bisphosphate 1-phosphatase activity. Lineage: Eukaryota; Viridiplantae; Streptophyta; Magnoliopsida; Poales; Poaceae. Gene Ontology annotation, biological process: fructose metabolic process; fructose 1,6-bisphosphate metabolic process; sucrose biosynthetic process. The transcript is spliced from 4 exons. Bases 110 to 1354 code for a protein of 414 amino acids. The record is from RefSeq and is a predicted model, not a curated record.
CCGGAGCCAAUGGAUCAGCAAAACAACAAGCCACCGCGGUGCGCAGCCAAGACAGGGAGAAGAUCAGAGGAGAGGGAAACUAAACAAAUCCGGCAGCAGGAGCAAAGCAAUGGCUGCCGCAACCACCACCACCUCCCGCCCGCUUCUUCUCUCCCGCCAGCAGGCGGCGGCGGCGGCCGGGUCCCUCCAAUGCCGUCUCCCCAGGAGGUCCGGCCUCUUCGCCGGCCAAACUUCCGGCGCCGCGUCGAUGGGUCCCGGCGUGCGGUGCACGGCGGUCGUGGACACGGCGUCGGCGCCCGCGGCGGCGGAGCCGGCUAAGAGGAAGCCGAGCAGCUACGAGAUCAUCACGCUGACGACGUGGCUGCUCAAGCAGGAGCAGGCCGGGACCAUCGACGGCGAGAUGACCAUCGUGCUGUCCAGCAUCUCCACGGCGUGCAAGCAGAUCGCCUCCCUCGUGCAGCGCGCGCCCAUCUCCAACCUCACCGGCGUCCAGGGCGCCACCAACGUGCAGGGCGAGGACCAGAAGAAGCUCGACGUCGUCUCCAACGAGGUGUUCUCGAACUGCCUGAGGUCGAGCGGGCGCACGGGCGUGAUCGCGUCGGAGGAGGAGGACGUGCCGGUGGCGGUGGAGGAGAGCUACUCGGGCAACUACAUCGUGGUGUUCGACCCGCUCGACGGCUCCUCCAACAUCGACGCAGCCGUAUCCACCGGCUCCAUCUUCGGCAUCUACAGCCCCGCCGACGAGUGCCUCGCCGACAUCGGCGAAAACCCAACCCUUGACCAGGUGACCGAGAUGUGCGUGGUGAACGUGUGCCAGCCGGGGAGCAACCUGCUGGCCGCCGGCUACUGCAUGUACUCCAGCUCGGUCAUCUUCGUGCUCACCAUCGGCACCGGGGUGUACGUCUUCACGCUGGACCCCAUGUACGGCGAGUUCGUGCUCACCCAGGAGAAAGUGCAGAUCCCCAAGUCCGGCAAGAUCUACUCCUUCAACGAGGGAAACUACGCUCUGUGGGACGACAAGCUCAAGAGUUACAUGGACAGCCUCAAAGACCCCGGCACCUCGGGCAAGCCCUACUCCGCGCGCUACAUCGGGAGCCUCGUCGGCGACUUCCACCGCACCAUGCUCUACGGCGGCAUCUACGGCUACCCCAGGGACCAGAAGAGCAAGAACGGCAAGCUGCGGCUGCUCUAUGAGUGCGCGCCCAUGAGCUUCAUCGCGGAGCAGGCCGGCGGCAAAGGCUCAGAUGGCCACCAGAGGGUACUUGAUAUCAUUCCCACAGAGGUCCAUCAGAGAGUGCCUCUCUAUGUCGGGAGCGUGGAGGAAGUGGAGAAGGUGGAGAAGUUCUUGGCUUGAGAAUUACAAGCUUGAUGAGAUGCUGGCUUGAGUUUCUUCCAAGAAGUUAUUGUAACCAAUAUAUGUUGUAGAAAAUUUCUUUUCUGGCGGGGAAAAGCCAUUUUGAAAAAUUCCAUUCUUCGGUUGUGAGGUGAAGGGCCUGUUAAUUUUCCGCCGUUUCAACCCAGUAGUAAAAAUGUCAGUACAA